AUGAAUGAACUUUCUUUACUCGCAUGUGAUCUAUGGCUAACGCAAGUUAAUGCAAGAAAAUUGUCGAUAAAGCUGUUUCCGCUUCCGUUUUCAGAUUCGGGAAGAUAAUAUAAUUCUUAUUAGUACAACAUGGUAACUACUCGUAAAAUAAUUAAAAAGCACAUAGGAUCAUCAAAAUUGGCAAGUAUACAGAGUAUAAAAAAAACUAAGAAUCACAUAAAUAAUAAUAAAAAAUCGCAAGAUGAAAAAAAUAAAAUUAAUCAAACCAGUGAUAAAGUAUUGAAACAUACAUCAAAAUUUUCUGGGAAAAAUAAUGUACAAAAUAAGAAAAAAAUUACUUCACAUACAAAAGCAAUUUCUAAGAUUACAGAAUCACGAAAGCGAAAAAGAGAAAAUAACAUUAAUAAUGAAGAAAAUCUGGAGUGUAUAAAUUUAAGUGACUUGUCAGAAGAACACAUAUUACAAUGCAUUAGUGUGAUUAAUCAUUUGGCUGAAGAACAAUUGAAAAAUAACAAUGCAUUAUUUGAUGACGAGAAUCAACCAAUAUUUGUGCAAGUAACAUGUAUUAGAGUACCUAAAACUCCAAAAAGAUAUAUGAGAAUUCCCUCAUUAAUCAACUUAUUUUGUAGAUUAUUACCACAUUCAAUAGCAUCAUCAAGUGACGAAAUAGCACUUUUUGUUGGUGAUCUUCAGAAAGGUAGAAGAAAAGAUUAUGAACCAACAAUAGAACAUUAUGAAGACUUGUUACGUAAUUGCAACUGUACAAAAAUAAAGACUAUAAUACCAAUGAACCAAGUGAAAACUGAAUAUGAUCAAUAUGAAUUAAAGAGAAAGCUUGUUGGUAGCUAUGAUCAUUUCCUUGUAGAUGGAAAAAUAGCUGGUCAUUUAUCUCAUUUAUUAGGAAAAGAAUUUUACAAGAAAAGGAAAUUACCGACAUCCAUCAGAAUGUACAGUAAAGAUUUAAAACAUGAAAUAGAUUAUGCUUUAAGGAAAACUGCCAUGCAGAUACAUUCUUGUGGUGAUACUCAUAUAGUUCAAAUUGGACAUACUUCUAUGGAGAGGAAACAGAUUCUACAAAAUAUACUAGCAACAUGCAGUUAUCUAUCUAAAAAUUAUCCAGGGGGUUGGACUAAUAUUCGUUCUAUUCGUAUUAAGACAUCUUCUAGUCUCAGCCUUCCUAUAUAUACAACAUUAAAAAAUAAAUGUGUGGUUAAAGUGCCAAUAGUCCAACCUAAAAGACCAAAAGCAUAUCAUAAUGUGUCAGGAGAACUUACUACUGUAAAGAAUAUUGCUAGCGUGACUGUCACUCCUGAAGGAGACAUAUGUAUUGAAAAUAAAAAGAUUCUUCCUUAUAAAUAAAAUUAAUAAAACAAAUAAAAAAUUGUAAUUAUUUUUUUAUUACUUCAUUAAAUCUAGUAAACAAAGUUAAAAAAUUAUCUUCUACUUAUUAUUACCUUAAACGUUAUAUUUAAAAUUUUUAAUUAUUGCACUUCAAAUUUUAUAUACCUAAUGUAUAUAUGUUGUAUUGUGUUUAAAUAUUUGCUUUCUUCAUUUCAUUACAUGUGAAAAGAAGAAAAACAAUGUAUAAUGUCAGUAAUUAGUAUAAAAUAGUUUGAUCUUUCUUAGAAAUACUUUGGUACCCAUUUGCUGGAUUUGCUAUUAUUCCUGAAUGUCCCAUUGUUGGAAUACCAUUUGUAUUUUGCAUAUAUUUAUAUGUGUUUGCAGCAUUUGUAAUAACUUCUAUUUCUUGAAAGUUUUGAAGUCGUUGAAUAUCCUCAUCUUUCCUCAACCUAGUGUUGGGCAGUUUUCUUAAUUUUACAAUUUGAUUGGGAUCAACAUUUAAUUCUUGACAACAUAUCCGAAUCAAUGCUUGAUAUGUUAAGUCAUUUUGUGGGAGUUCAAUUUCUAUAAAAUCUGGGUCAGAGGCAUCAGCAAUGCGAAUUUUUAAUACUAAUUCAUCUUGGUAUAAACCAUUAUUUCUUAUUCUAGGAAUUCCUGAAUCUACACUUCCAUGCACAUAAUCACUUUUUAUAUAUUUAGGCAUGACAUUAUGUACUGCUAGCUCAUUUAAAACUCUUGGAGAAUCAUUUGGUAUAGCUAGAGGCAUGUCUAGAAGUUGCAAAAUUUGUGGAUUGUUACACAGAAAUGCUGGAGUUUCUCCAAUAUCAGAUCUUAUAUUCUUGUCUGCACCAUUCUUUAAAAGCAAGGCAGCUACAUCUAAGUAUCCUUUUUUACAUGCCCAAUGAAAAAGUACCAUCCAUUAUAAGACUGUCGUGCAUUAACAUCGACGCCUAAAUUAAGUAAUUCCUGAACAACGUCUGUAUCACCAACACAAGCUGCUUUUCUCAGUCGCUCCUCCAAUACUGUCUUAUUUUCCAUGUUAUCAUAACUCCGAAAUAAAUCUACGGAUUUCACAUUUUUUUCCAUUUCGGGUUUAUCUAGGACAUUUUGAAAUGUACAAGGAGUAGCUUUGCUUAAUACAAGUCUUCGAGCGAUUCAAACUGAAUUGCUAUCUAAGCGCCACGGGUGGUGAUUUAGAAGAAUCUUAC
Heterotrigona itama is the source of this 2549-nucleotide messenger RNA. The record is from the annotation of a GenBank genome assembly. Lineage: Eukaryota; Metazoa; Arthropoda; Insecta; Hymenoptera; Apidae.